This is a messenger RNA of Ostrea edulis (European flat oyster), 3370 nucleotides long. RefSeq names its product complement C1q-like protein 2. The transcript is spliced from 3 exons. The coding region runs from base 401 to 916 and encodes 171 amino acids. NCBI's taxonomy places the organism in Eukaryota, Metazoa, Mollusca, Bivalvia, Ostreida, Ostreidae. The record is from RefSeq and is a predicted model, not a curated record. Gene Ontology annotation, molecular function: protein binding.
GUGUAAUACAACUUGUCAACAUGAAUGUCGCGGGGUACCUUACGCUGGUCGUCGUCAUCAUCAACAAAACCGCGGGAGUCUCUCUCCUCACAGGCGGCAAUGUACAGAACUCCACUAACCAAAAUCUCGUCGGAGUAGAUAGUCAAACCUUGGACGUGUUCAGACAACUACUGAAUGAAGAAACUAUCAUCAGAAUGAACUUGGUCAAAAAUGUCGACGCGUUGAUGAAAAACACGGCGAUUCUAAAGGAAAACCUUGCUGUGGCCGAACAGAAAAUUUCAACUAUAAAAGCAUCCACUGAUCACGAAAUAUUGGUACUGAAAACGGAGGUCCAAGAAUUAAAACUUGAAAACUACGUGUUGAAAAAUAACGUAGGCACCUCGCUAAUAUCACUGAUUACAUGAACAAAACAGUAGACAGUCUGAAGGUCGAGUUGAAGGACGCGCAGAUUGAACAACUGAAGUUAUCCUCCGCUGUGACCUCUCUCGAGAUGUUCCGAAUGAAUCUGAACAACAGUAAAUUUGAUCUUCAAAAGAAAGUGGCCUUCACCGCGGGGGUGACAUCUAGCAGUACUACCUGGAACAGGGGGACGUUAGUAUUUCCGACUGUCAUUAACAACAUCGGGGGUGGAUACAAUCCCAAUACUGGUGUUUUCAAGGCCCCUACAGAGGGACACUACGUCUUCUUCGUCACUGUCGUGGAAUAUAUUAAACAAUAUAGCAAGGUUGACAUUGUCCUGAAUGGGUCAUCAAAGGUCAGAACAAUAGGAGAUUCAAACGCAGCUUUCCAGACGGGAGUAAACAUGGCUGUCCUGAGGCUUCAGCAGGGAGACACGGUGUGGAUCAGACAUGCCUCUGGUAAAGGUUAUUACAGCAAUAGUAUUCCCAUCACAACGUUCUCUGGCUUCCUCCUCUAACUUACACUUACCAAGGUCAGAUUGAGUUUGUUUUAUUGUAACCCAAUACUUAGAUAGGAUAUACAGUACCCGCAACGUUAUUCUUGACAUGAUAAACGAUAGAACACGAUACACGCACGAUAGGAUAGGAUACACGCACGAUACGAUAGGAUACACGCAUGAUGCGAUAGGAUACACGGUAAACCUGAUAAACGCAAAACCUGAUAAACGAUCUUCACGAUAAACGAAAACCUGAUAGAAAUGUUGUAAAUUUAGAAACAAUUUAGACAGAACGAAAGUUUGAUACGUACAAAAUAAUUACAUUAUGUUGAUAAUAAUAUUAAAGGAUUUCAAUACUCAAUAUAUACCUAGAGCAUAUAAUUUAUUUAUCCACAUUUGUACGUUUAUUUUUUUAAAAAUUCUAUUUAUGUUUUUUUAACGUCAUUACAGCUAAAAUCCGGAAGCUAAACUAUAUACGGUAUUGAAUUCAUUAUUUGAUAUCUAUAUGAAUUUUCUCAACCAAUGAUUCUAAAACGUAUAUUUUCACCUUGAAUGUUUAAUAUAUGAAUCAUACAGGGAGUGAUUGAAUUUUAUCUUGCUUAACGUCUCGCUCGAGAAUAUUUCACUCAUAUGGAGACGUAACCAUGACCGGUGAAGAGCUUUUAAAUUUAGGCUUAUGCUCGGCAAUUACGACCAUUGAGCAGUGAGGUGUUUUUUUUACCGUGCCACACCUACCGUGACACGGAGUGUUUAUUUUCAAGGUCAUCUCCGAGGACCCGUGGCAUUCACACUUGAUGCCGAGCGUUUAGCAAUUAAACAGGGAAUUAACAAAAUGUAAUAUAAUGUAGUGAUAUCUUGCUUCAAUAGCUCUCUUACUCUAAUGUCUAUUAUCUUGGAUAUAAAAAAAACCAAGUAAUAUUUUGUGUGUAGUGAGGAGGGGGGUCAUUUUGCAUCAAGCUCUGAGUUCACCUCUCAUUCAACAACUACAAUUAUUUUCAUAAUGACCGCUUUAAAUACAAUCCACUGCACUAUACCAUAUGCUCAAAUGUUAGAUAUUUCUACACUAUGAGUGCUAAUUGAUAGUCAUAAGUAAUUAGAACAUAUUUAUAUGAAUUGAUAUUUUGUUAACAAAAAAUAAAUAAACUAUUAAAAACAUAUACGAAACCCGGCUUGAUUUAAAGUCGCAAUUUAGAAACGCUUUAAAAUGUUUCUGUUUAGCGUGUAAAAAAUUUAAAUAAUCAUCAAAACCAGCAUAAAUUUCCAGUAUCUACACGUACGACUAUUGGUAUAUGUGUACAUGUACAAAUAAAAAAAAACCAACGAUGACAGCUGAAUCGUGCCCAAUUGAGCAGAAUUUUGGGAGAUGCAAUAUACUCUUGCACUCUUGUAAAACUUAAUCUUCUAAAUGUGUGAAAUACAAUGUCCCUGAGAAUGUUUACUGUCAAAACACGGGUGAUACACAAAAUCAGAUAGAUAAGAACGCGCACAAGUUCAGUAGUUGAUAUAUAUUAAGUUGAAUACAGGUGAACAAAAUCAGAAGAAAAAGAACCAUGAUUAAAAUAUAUGUAAUAAACAAUGUAAUUUACUGAUUUUUCCUUUCAGAUCGGAACUUCCUAUUUCUCUGUUAGUGUUAAUUACAAAUAAUUGUUUCUAGACAAGGAAAUGUUUAUGAACGCCAGAUGAAGGAGCUUUCAGUUUUACUGUCCUCGGUUUACUCGGCAAACCACUGCCUACUUUCCAGACUAUUUAGAAUGAAAUUGUGAUAAAUUUUCACCCUCUCUGGACAGACAUACAGCUCUUUUUCUGCCUUAAAAUCGACAGCUUUAUGUCCUCUUUCAAAUAUACUGUCUUUCCUCGAUUCCUAAAAAUAGCUUUUUUAACAAAACGAAUAAAGCUUUCGGAAAGUAUCUUACUUUUUUAUUAGAUUUAAUAUACGAUCCCGAUAGUUUCCGAAGCUACACGAUAAACAAUUUUCACGAUAAACGGAAAACCUGAUACACGCAAAAUACGAUACAUGAUAGACCUGAUAAACGCAAAACACGAUAGAAAACGGAAAACCUCAUACACGAUAGGAUAGGAUACACGCACGACACGAUAGGAUACACGCACGAUACGAUAGGAUACACGCACGAUACGAUAGGAUACACGCAUCGAUAGAGCACGAUAGGAAUGUCAAGAAUAACGUUGCGGGUACUGUAUGAUCGUGUCUAUAUCCAAUAAACACCCUCGCGAUGAUUCAUGUAUAGAAAUAAUCAUUCUCGUAAUUACAUGUCUUUGUAUAUAGUUUUAUUCUCGUAUUUAUAUGGAAUGGUCAUUCUCGUGUUUAUUUGUAAUAAUCAUUCUCGUGAUUAUAUGUAACAAUCAUGUUUGUGUUUAUAUGUAAUAAUCAUUCUAGUGUUUAUAUGUUAUAAUCAUUCUAGUGUUUAUAUGUAAUAAUCAUCCUGAUGUUGAUAUGUAAUAAAGAUUCAUUUCACA